AUGGCUCAAAUAAUCCAUACUCCAACCUAUUCACACAUUGCAAUUCUUAUUUUUACAGCACUAACACUCCUCAUAGCUCCCAGCUUGAGUACAACCCUUCAAAAUGGAUUCAUCUUAGAGCUUAUCCACAGAUUCCCCAUCCACUCCCCCAGCUACUCUCCGAACGUCACCUUCGUCGAGAAGAUCGAACGUCUUGUCGAGAUCUCUGACAACCGAGUCGAAUGGAUUGAAUCCUCGUUGAGGGCCGACGGGAUGGAGAGUGGGUCGUUGAUGGGCAUUCGCCCGACAGUGACUCACGAUCGAGGGGUAUACAUGGCGAAGGUCGGAAUCGGGAAACCUCCCGCGAACGUCCAUCUCUUGCUCGACAGCGGUAGCAGCCUCGUCUGGACCCAAUGCGCUCCUUGUGUUCACUGCUUCCCGCAGGAUCCGCCCGUGUACAAUCCCGCCUUUUCAGAUACCUAUCGACCUCUUCCUUGUACCCACCCCUUCUGCGCCGGGCUCCCGUGCAUCAAUAACAUGUGCCGCUUCGUGUUGAGGUAUGAAGACAACACCUACACCAAAGGCAUUAUGGCCGCCGAGCAAUUCACAUUCGCGUCCAACGUCGGCGCGACGGAGUCCGUCGGAGCCGUCUUCGGCUGCUCGUCGGAGAGCAGCCCCAACAUGUUCCCGUCCACCCGGGCAGUCAGCGGCAUUCUCGGCGUCGGCGCCGGCCCCGCAUCCUUCCUCAGUCAGCUCGGCAGCCUCGCCCGCGGCCGCUUCUCCUACUGUCUGGUCCCCAUGGACCUCCCCUCCGCCGGCGCCGUCAGCUACCUCCGCUUCGGCGCCGACACCGAGCGCAUAAAGAACGGCCGGACCACGCCGAUGCUGCGGAGCUUCGACAGGACGCACUACUUCGUGGAGCUGCAGGACAUCAGCGUCGACGGCCGCCGGCUGCACCUGCCGCCCGGCACUUUCGCCCGCCGGCCCGACGGAACCGGCGGCUGCCUCCUGGAUUCUGGAACCAGCGCGACGUAUCUCACCGACAUCGCUUACACUGCAGUCUGUAAUACCGUCGACGCAUUUUUCGCGGGAAGGAAUUUUACGAGAGUUAGAGGUACGAGGCUGGGGUUGGAUUUGUGUUACCGCAUGAGGAGGGGUUUCGCGUUGUACCCUUCCGUGGAGUUUCAACUCAAAGGUUUAAAUUUGCGGCCAAGAUCUGCGAACGUGUUCUUGAUCAACAAGAAAUCGUCUUUUUUUUGUCUAUACAUGAAGAAGAAGAAGAGAAUGACGGUGCUCGGCUCUGCGCUGCAGCAAAACUACCGAGUCGUGUAUGACACAAGAAGAAAUAAAAUAACAUUUGCGGAGGAGAAUUGUGCAAAGGAUCAAAAGGGCACAACUUAA
This is a messenger RNA of Ananas comosus (pineapple), 1380 nucleotides long. RefSeq names its product aspartic proteinase nepenthesin-2-like. Bases 1 to 1380 code for a protein of 459 amino acids. Lineage: Eukaryota; Viridiplantae; Streptophyta; Magnoliopsida; Poales; Bromeliaceae. The record is from RefSeq and is a predicted model, not a curated record. Gene Ontology annotation, molecular function: aspartic-type endopeptidase activity. The transcript has 3 exons. Gene Ontology annotation, biological process: proteolysis. Gene Ontology annotation, cellular component: extracellular region.